AUGGUGAUCAACGGCACAUCGCUUGAGCUGCCCCGCAGCUUCGUACGAGUUCAGAAUUCAACCUCUUUCGCUCAGCCGGCAGCGGUUCAUCUCCUUCACUCGACGGCCAAUUGCAGUGGUCGGAGCAGACCCAGGCGCCGGUCGUGUAGAUUGAAGGGCGUUUUGGCGAAAUCCGGCGUCGUUUAUCGCGCCGUGGUUGAAGACGCCGGGGAAGAAAUGGAGGAAGAGGGUGGUUCUGCGGUUGGAGAUGAUGCAUCUGACGCUGCCUCGGGGAGUAAGCUGGUUACUGGAGUCAUUCCGAAGGUUCGGGAGCGAGACUUCACUGACACUCCUUAUGUUCCAGUUUAUGUGAUGCUACCUCUGGGUACCAUCAGCAUGGAGUGUGAGUUGAUUGAUCCGGACAAUCUGAUUAACCAGCUGAGGAUCCUUAAGUCAAUUAACGUUGAUGGUGUUAUGGUUGAUUGCUGGUGGGGCAUUGUGGAGGCACAUGCACCUCAACAUUAUAAUUGGAGUGGUUAUAAGAAGCUUUUUCAGAUUGUACGGGAUCUCAAGCUCAAGCUGCAGGUAGUAAUGUCUUUUCACGAAUGCGGUGGCAAUAUUGGUGAUGAUGUGCAUAUCCCCCUUCCACGAUGGGUUAUGGAAAUUGGCGGUCAAAAUCCUGAUAUUUUCUUCACAGAUAGAGGGGGGAAACGUAACCAUGAAUGUCUUACUUGGGGAAUUGACAAGGAACGGGUCCUGGGAGGUCGAACUGCUGUUGAGGUUUAUUUUGAUUACAUGAGAAGCUUCCGUGUCGCGUUUGAUGAGUUUUUCGAGGAUGGAGUCAUCUCUGAAAUUGAAAUUGGACUCGGUCCAUGUGGGGAGUUACGCUAUCCAUCUUAUCCUGCAAAACAUGGCUGGGAAUAUCCUGGUAUUGGGGAAUUUCAGUGCUAUGAUAAAUACUUGAUGAAGAGUUUGAAGAAGGCAGCAGAAGUGAGGGGCCACUCAUUUUGGGGUGAAGGGCCUGAUAAUGCAAGUUCAUAUAAUUCCAAACCACAUGGAACCCAGUUCUUCCGUGAUGGAGGCGAUUAUGAUAGCUAUUAUGGCCGAUUCUUCUUAAACUGGUACUCUCAGGUUUUGAUUGAUCACGGCGACCGAGUACUCGCUCUGGCAAAUCUAGCCUUCGAAGGUACUCCAAUUGCUGCAAAGUUAUCAGGGAUUCACUGGUGGUAUAAGACAGCCAGCCAUGCUGCAGAGUUAACAGCAGGUUUCUAUAAUCCGUCCAAUCGUGAUGGUUAUGCUCCAAUCGCAUCGAUACUGAAAAAGCAUGAGACUGCUCUAAACUUCACGUGCGUCGAGUUGCGAACAUUAGAUCAGCAAGAAGAUUUCCCUGAAGCAUUAGCAGAUCCUGAAGGAUUGGUUUGGCAGGUACUAAAUGCUGCAUGGGAUGUCGGCAUACCUGUUGCAAGUGAAAAUGCCCUUCCAUGCUACGAUAGAGAAGGCUAUAACAAAAUACUGGAAAAUGCAAAGCCUUUCAAUGAUCCAGAUGGACGACAUUUAUCUGCUUUUACCUAUCUCAGACUAAGCCCAUAUCUAAUGGAGGACCAAAAUUUCCACGAGUUUGAGCGAUUUGUUAAGAGAAUGCAUGGGGAAUACGUGCCGGAUUUGGAAUGUGGCCAAGAAGAGGAAACUCAAACCUUAGAUGAAUAA
Molecule: messenger RNA, 1686 nt
Organism: Striga hermonthica
Lineage: Eukaryota; Viridiplantae; Streptophyta; Magnoliopsida; Lamiales; Orobanchaceae
Source: the annotation of a GenBank genome assembly